GGAAGGGGUUAAGCAAUGUUGGCUGGCCUUUAUCUAAUGAUAGAUAUCUACACUCAGACUAAGGAUUUUAUUGAUCAGUUGUGUGUGGGUGCUAACUAUGCAUCACUGCCACUAACUUACACCAUCAACAUCAUUGUCAUCAUUGGACUUGCCAGGAACUUAAUUGUCAGUUUAAGCAGCACAGCCAUGAGGAAUCUUUGGACCAAGGUAGGUGUUUUUGGUUCGAUGUCCAUGGCUUUUGGCUCAUUGCUGUGGUCACAGAAGAAGACUGAGUCAGACCAGGUUUUUUCCAGUUGCUCCUCUGCUGACACAAAUCUCACCUCUCCCUAUGAACUGAAACUGGUCCAAGUCCUGUUCCGACAUGGUGCUCGAACACCGCUUAAAUCAAUACCUGGCGUGAUGGAGGUCCAAUGGGUGCCAACCCUGUUGGAGCCUCCAGCACACACCCACAUCAACUAUGUAGUGACAGAUCUUCAUGGUGGCCCCAGGCCCCCAGCUCCUGUCGAAGACAGCUACCGGAGUAACACACUGACCGGUGGCACGUUCCCCGGUCAGCUGACCACAGUGGGCAUGCAGCAGCUGUAUGAGCUGGGCAAGAGGCUGAGGAAGAGAUACAUCGAAGAGGCUGCCUUCCUCGCCCCCACCUUUAGCCCAGCUGAGGUCUAUGUGCGCUCCACUAACAUUGUGAGGACCAUCGAAUCUGCCAAGUGCCUGGUAGCAGGGCUCUUCCAGCAAAAACAAAAAGAAAUUGUACCCAUAUUAACAACGGAGGCAGAGUCUGAAAUCCUGUAUCCUAACUACCAUGGAUGCAAGCUGCUCAAAAUCCUUGGCAGCCACCGUUGGGCAGAGUCGUCCACUCUGCCAGACAUUGCAGCAGACCUGCAGAGCAUCCAGAACGCGCUGGGCAUCGCUGCUCACCAGCACGUCGACUUCAUCCUCAUUAGAGACGACAUGGUUGCCAGAGAGACACACGGCCUCCCCUGCCCGCCAGUGCUGGACACCUGGAGAGACAUAGUGGAACAGAGAGCCGUGGACAUGAUGUGCCACAUCUAUGAACCCAGCAAGAGUGAAAACUUGCAGCUGUGUGUGGGACCCCUCCUGCACAUGUUGUUAUUCAAUAUUGAGGAGAAACUACAGGGCACUUCAUCAGAGCCAAACAGGAAGUUGUUUUUGUAUUCUGCACAUGACACCACUCUGAUUCCCUGUCUGAUGGCUCUGGGGAUUUUUGACAUGAGAUGGCCACCGUAUGCAGCUGAUGUCACUCUGGAGCUGCACCAACACCGGCAGACCAACGAGGCCUUCAUUAAAGUGUCAUACUUAGGCCAGGAUCAUCUUCUUCCAGGCUGUAGUGGAGUCUACUGCCCCCUGCAGGAGUUCAAACAGGCCCUGUCAGCGUACUCACUGAGCUCUGAACUCUACCAGUCGCUUUGUAACAACACAGAGGGCAUGACCAAACCCUGAACCUUCCAACAAAUCUUCACAUGUGAACACAGUGCUACCCAAGGCAUAAACUCAGUCACCAUGCAUCAUGUGUUUUAACACCUCCAGUACUCACUCCAUCCAUCCAACAUCUGACUGCACCAGAUGGAAUUUCUUUUUUUAACACAAGUCCUGGAUUACAACCGUUUUUUGGAGAUCUUUUAGUUACAUCAGACUUUUAAUUUCACUAUUCAUCAUUCAUGUAACCAUGGCAGACGCAUGUUCUAUUUAAAUAAAUGAAUUAAUUUAAUGGUAUAUUGACAAGUGCAUGUGCAGAAUGGUUUUGCUAUGCACAGUAUACCUGAUAUCAGUUGCUAAGUGCGUAUUGUCUGUCUGCAUGCACUUAAUCUGUUUGGCUUGAUAAAUAAAGCUGUUGUUACUUUUUUAUUUUUCAUACUGUCUAUAAAUUCCAUAAGAGGACCAAAACCAACAAUGUGUUAGUUACUUAUCAUGUCUAUGAUACUCAGUCCUAAGUCCGUUCAUUCCUACUGAAAACAUAAACCUUUAAAAAAUAAAAUGAAUCGAAAAAACAACAGGAGUAAAUUGUGCAUUUUUUAGAUCUUCCUUCAGCUGUGGAUUAGUACACAUUUCAUGAGCUAGUGAGUAUUUAUGGCACCAGGACUGUAUAUGGUAUGUGAGAUUGACUUUUUAAAUAAAAUUAAAAAAAACACAUGCCUGUGUUUAUCAUAUUAAGGAACAUGUCACCCAGUGUAACAGUGUGGCUCAUUGGUGUGUUUUUAGUAGUUUUUGGACAAUGAACAAGGUGUAUGGCAUCAUUUUAAUAGGAUAAAAAAUUAUUGUUGGUUUUGGUGUUUUCAUGAGAAUUAUUGACACGAAAAAUAUAGAAUAUCAUCAGCCUUAUAAAUUCAAACCAUUUAAAUAUUUCAUGUUGGACAAAGUAGAACUGUUAAUGCUUGUACCUAAUUGCUGAUGCAAUUAUUCUGUCAGUUUGGUUGUGUUUACAACCAAAUAUUUCAUAUUCAAUCAUUUUGUUCCUCAGGGGAAUACUAAACAUAUGUACCGUAUCUGUUUAUUAACAAAGGGUGCACAAAAUUGUGGUAAAUUGCACAGUAGUGUGAAUGUCUUCAUAACCAUGUGGAACCUGCUAUAUUAUGUUUUAAGAGUGAAACAUUAGGUUGCUUUCUUGCGUGGAUAAGUUUGUAGUAUAGACCACAGUAUAAUGUAUGCAUGAGUACUUGCCCAUGAUAUAGACACGAGUUUUACUGUGUUACAAUAACACACACUGUACCUCAUCAGUGGGAGUUUCCCUUGACCUGCUGCUUAGAAUAUAAAAAGGUUUGGUUUGGAUUGGUGAGGCAUAAAUAAUGAUUUUCAUCAA
Molecule: messenger RNA, 2818 nt
Organism: Thunnus maccoyii (southern bluefin tuna)
Lineage: Eukaryota; Metazoa; Chordata; Actinopteri; Scombriformes; Scombridae
Gene: acp6
Product: acid phosphatase 6, lysophosphatidic
Exons: 12
Coding region: 16-1461 (481 amino acids)
Biological process (GO): dephosphorylation
Molecular function (GO): phosphatase activity
Source: RefSeq, a predicted model, not a curated record